AUGAAGGAGGCGCGACUGAGAUGGUUUGGUCACGUCUUGCGGCGAGAGGAAGAUUCUGUUGCCAAAACCGCUCUGAAGCUCGACGUUUCAGGAGUGAGGCCGCGUGGGAGGCCAAAGAUUCGCUGGUUGGACCAUGUGAAGCUGGAUAUGAUAGAUCACGUUUAUGUACGGCUGAUGCAAUGGAUAGAACCAAAUGGAAGACAAGAAGCACAAAGGCGGACCCUGCAACAACGCAGGACAAACGCUAGGAAGAAGAAGACUAGGACACUUUUGAGUCCACAAGUUCAGAAUUCCAUGAGAUGGACUUCUGUAUAG
Necator americanus (New World hookworm) is the source of this 315-nucleotide messenger RNA. RefSeq lists its product as uncharacterized. The transcript has a single exon. The record is from RefSeq and is a predicted model, not a curated record. Lineage: Eukaryota; Metazoa; Nematoda; Chromadorea; Rhabditida; Ancylostomatidae. The coding region runs from base 1 to 315 and encodes 104 amino acids.